UGUUAUAGCGCAAGCGCUCAACGAGUCGCGAGGCCUGCAUGAUCGUUUGCAAAGUUUGGAAAGGAUUUUCUUCUCAAUUUCCCCUUUUCUCGGUUUCUUACCCGCCCCUACACCCUCCCAGAAAAACCAAGAUGCCUUAGAAAAGUCUCAGCAUAAUUGAGAGGGAAGUAUUUCGUAGCGUGAAUGGACAAAGCUUCGUAUGAAGAUGUACCCUUGUCGCAAAGAGCUUGUUGGUAAACGGUUUCUGUGUGUAGAAGAAAAGAAUUCUCAACGGUCAAAAUCAAGGUCUAGCAAACCAUCCAAUCCAUUAGACUACCCAUGGAAGAGUGGUAUCAUUAGAGCUUGUACGGAGAAAGAGUCAGAUCAUCCAGAACUGAAGGUUCUGGUAGAAUAUGAUGGUGAGGAAUGGACUACUAGAGAAUGGCUUGCUGUCUAUACCAAAUCCUGGAAAUUUUUUCUGGUUGAAAAAACUCUUGUUUGGGCUCAGCGACUUGAUCCAUCCAAUCAAAGUAGUCCAAUGCUUUGGCCAGCACUUGUUUUUGACGCCCUUAUUGAUAAGCAAGGGCUGGAUGGUAAAGCUGCCCCUGUAGAGUUCCUUGGUGAUCGUGUUCGGUCUAUCUGCAGUAGAGCUGAAAUGCGAUCCUUUCAAGAUGAUGAUGGCUUGCAACGUGCACUGAGAAACAACAAAGAUGUGGUUGAAGAUCUUAAAGCAUGGCAGACCUUGCAGAAAUCACAGGCGAUCCUUGUCAAUGGUCCUUUCACUCUCACUGGUUUUAGAGUUCAAGUAUACAGGGAAAUGUGCAGGCAGUGGUUCUCAGCUGUGAUUACAGGUCAUGAUCUCAUUUCAAGGGAGCUAAAUGUCAUGGAUGACACAGUAUUACAGACCCAUUGUAUUGAUCCAACCCUAGUGAUGGUACAGCUUCUUGUGAAUGAUGAUGAAUUGGAAAGUUUGCUUCGUGGUGAACAAGUUAGAGUCCUCCCUGCAAGAAGGCAGCGCCAGUCACAUGUUGUCCUAUCCUCUUCUCGCAUGACUCCUUCUCCCUCAGCCUCAUUCUCUUCUAGUGCAUCUAUCUUGAAGUCUUUUUCGGGGAUAUGGGGAGAACCAUCAGAUAUUUCACACCAGCAAGAAGACUUGUGUCAACAUAACCCGUCUCCGUUACAGUCAACAUCCUUCCUCAAGACAGAGAAAGAUCCAGUAAAAGUAUUAAAAAGAAGGAAAAGUAAUACCUCAAGGAACAGCAAGAGACGAAAUAGCAGAGAAGUUAUGAAAGAACCAGUCAAAUUGGAAUCCGCUUCCUCGAGUGACAAUGAAACAAGGAAACCACAUGAUCCAGACAAAUCAUCUGUAGGAAGAAUCCCAGAUGGCGAACAUUUAAGGCCUGGGUGUAGUUACUACAGAGGUUCUCCCCCUUCCUCGAGGCAUUCUCACUCGUCUUCUCCGACAUCUAGUUCAACUUACCCCUCACCCUUUGGCUCUACAGAAAGCCCCUUUCAACCGAGAGUUUUGCAAAACAUUUCACCACAAAGACAAUUCGCAUCUCCUCAAAGAUCCCUUGGAGCGAGCCCUGUUUCACAUAGACAUACACCGGUAGAUAAACACACAUCUCCACAGCAUCUGAGCCCACCUAUAAGACCAUCUUCACAGAAAUCUUCACCUCAGAAAUUUGCAACCAGCUCUCCGUCAUCUGCAUCACCGUAUAAUGUCAAUUCAAUGAGUAGCCCCCAGACACCCCACGGCUCAAUAAGUGCACAUCUCUACAGCUCACUCCCAGGAGGGGCAGGAUUUCCCUCUCACCCCCUGAUGGGUUUAUAUGCGCCUCCCAGUCUGCACUCACACUCGGCUGAAUCUGGCAUGACGGCAGCACAACUUUACACUCUGCAGCUUCAACAACAGCAGCAUUUGCAGCAGCAGCAGCAGCAGCAGCAACGAUUCAACCAUCGGACCUCACUAGGUUCUAAUCAGUACAUCAUGCAGAUGUACCAAUUGCAGUCCAUGGCGGAGCAACUGCAGGCAACACAGCGUGGAGAACUAAGCCAACAGCAAAUUGACUACCUGAAUCGCAUGCACAUUCAGUUAGUGGGCGAGUAUCAGCAGGCACAGAUGCUCGAACACUACCAGGCAUCUGCGGCUUUGUCUGAAGAGAUGAAACUUGUUCAGGAACACUUUCAGAAGCAGUCGGCUAGCUCCUUCACGCCGCACGCUUUUGUAGGAGAAGCUUUUGACCCCGAACAGUACAAGCUGCUGCUGUCCGGAGGUGCUCCAUCUCCAACUAUGAACAUGGAGCAGCUCCAGACACUGUAUGCCACGUUUGUGCAGCAGUCGGCAGCACAGUCAGCACGAGCACUGGAGAAGGCUGAAGAGGCCAGCAGCCACGAGGCAAGACUUAGACGCUACAUGCAGGAGCACAAGGAAGAGCUCAAGUCCAUGCAGUCACAUGGUGGUGAGAUGUUGAUGGCAGUGCGAGCUGCCGCCAUGGCCGAUAGACCAGCCUCCUCAUCUUCCACCAUCCCGACCUCCACUGCCCUGCAUAGAUCACCACCAGCUAAGGUAUCACCCAAGCCCUCCAGGUCAGCGUCUGCUAGCUUAAAGCUGUCGCUCAUGGCUGAUAACUCCAUCCCUGUUGAACUGAAGAAAGAGGAAAAUAAGACAGAUGAUCAGAAGGCUGUGGCUGCUUUAGUUAAUUCGCCGUCAGGCCUACCAUCCCCAUCCGCAAGGAGUGUGAAGCCGGAUUUCAAAAGGAAGAGUCCUGCUUCUUCUGAAAAAUGCACCGAGAAAUUAUCACCUCGAGACAACAAAGCCAAGGAAAAACUAAACGGGCCAUCAAAGCAAAGACAAGACACAUUAGGUACCAAAACUAGUAAUUACGACCAUAACACAGCUAAAAAAAAUACACCCAAAGCUACAGUCCUGGAAGAAUCGGCGAGUCUUACAUCAGCAAAUAGACGCGGGUUACCAGUAUCACUAUAUAGCUCUAACACGGGCAAAACGCCCGACUCUUGCACUGAGUUAAAGGGGAGUGACAAACACAAUGAGGAGCAGUCUGGUAGAAUGUUGGCGGAAAGAGAUCUUUCGCCGUUUUCAGUGGACAGGCUACUGGAAUUCCAUAAAACAUCAGCGCAGGACGCGAUCAAAGUUCUUUAUGAGCCACAUACGCUGACAAGCAAAGAACAAGUGAUAGAACAUAAGGCUAAAAGGAAACGGAAAAGUGAGAAGGCUAAAGGCAAAGGAAAAGGAAGUAAUAGCAAGCCGUCGGCAUCACCUCAAAAUGUACCCAACGAGAAGCAGCUAACAGAUGAUGAAAUGUCUAAGUUACAGGGUCCUACACGAGCCUUAAUGGAACAUGAUGGGCUUGGGAAUGAACCGUAUUCGUCUGAUUCUCAAGUAGCAGCUACCAAGAAGAGUUCCAAUACUUCGGUUAACAAGAUUGUACUCACCCCAGUGAAGUCGUUAAAUUUAACUCAUUCUACCAAAGCGGAUUCAGAGCUAAAAUCUCCAAAGGUAACCAGUAUACACACUUCGCAUGAAGAUAGUAAGGUCAUAUCAACGUCAUCCGAUCAUUCUUCCAAGAAAUCUUAUCUAGGAAUAAAAUCUUCAUUAAAACCCAGCGUACGCACUUCACACACGACUGAUGGGAUAAUAUCAGCAAUGCCGUCUAAGGAAUCUUCCAAACCUGAUGUAUCGGUAAGGUCUUCAGGAACUUCCAGGGUGCCUUCCUCAAAAAAAGCUGACGAAAUUUUAUCAAUGUUUGACGACCAAUGCUUUUUGAAUACUAAAGCUGCAGAGAAGCCUGGGGACCCUGCUAGAGCGGUAGAUCUUUCUAGGACCCCAUUAAGUAGUUUUCCAGCCAGUCACAUAGAAAAUACCCAAGUAAACUGUAAAACACGUACUCCAGGCAUCACCGCACAGGAAGAUCCUCCUAAGUCCACCUCCCCUCCUGUUCCUGUCAACUUUGUACCAGACAAUGCGGUCCUGAAUCUUAGCACCCAUGAGACAUUUCAUAAAAGUCGCGAAGAAAUUCCGAUCAAGAAGAUGGAGCCAUGUGAACAGCCUCCGCCAAAGAAAAUGGCCAAGCGGAAAAAGAAAGAGAAAUCGGAGUCUGAUGAUAAAGUGAAACCACACGUUGAUGGUGGAGAAGAUGAUGAAACCAAGAAAAAGUCUCCAAAGAAAAAGAGAAAAACUUUGAAUGGUACUGAUGAGAAAAAGGAAAAACGCAGACGGAAAAAGAAAGUUUGGCCUGAUUUCGAAACUGGAUCUGAGACUGAGGUACAACAGAGAAAAAUACAGUUUCACAACAUUAGAGGAGAGGGGGGGAAGUUUGCCCCAAAGACUCCAAAAACGGACUCUUCUUCGGACUUAUCGAUAAAUACAAAGGGAGGUAAUAAUAAAUUGAAUUUUGGACAAUUUGGGGUGGUUCCUAAAAACGUGGGUAAUAACAUUAACAUGUACGAAGGGAAUGCGGCUACUGACCAAAGAACAAACGAAAGCCAAGUCUUGUCAGGCACACCGACUUCUGUGAGAAUCAGUGAAGCUAUUGUUGUCAAGCAUCUUAGAGUAAACGAUUACACACCUCAAGGGACUUUGACAACAUUACAGGCUGUAGCUAAGAUUGCUGAAAGAUCAGGUCAAACCGUCGGAGAAAAAGCACCUGCAAAACAAGGAAACGAAACAACGAAAGUACUAGAAAAGGAAACAGUAAGUAAACCAGAAAUCGUGGUAGAAAAUGCGGUUGAGGCAUCUUCUGAAGAUAAAGAAGGGACUUCGGUACUCGGAGAGGAGGGAUUAACACCAAAAGUAGUGGAAGCCGCUACCAUAGUGACGGUAACGGCGGAGACAACGGACCAAGACGAUGGGACGGCUGACGAGGAGAAGCCACUGAUCGAGUUGAUAGGAAAAAUCUCCAAUGAGAAGCGAAAGAAUUUGGAAAAGCCACGCAAAAGAAAGAAAAAGAAAACUGAAGGUGAAGAUGCUAAACCUCAGGAGAAAAGAGCGAAGUCAAAGGAACCGAACGAGGAAUUCUUUAUCCAGAAUGGCGGGUGUGUGAAGUUUCCUAAACUUCCCCGAUGCCGAGACUGUCGCGACAAAGACGACAAGUCACCUUCGGACUGCUGUCGCUUUAACAUGUUUAGAAGGUUGAAGAGAAAGAAGAGGUCAGGGCGUAUCCACAUGGCUGGGUUUCUGAUGCCCGAACACGCGGAACCGGAUGACUUCAAGCCUUGGGUUGCAAACGCUGAUGUUCUGAGCGAGCUGACUAAGGAAGAAGCCAUGUACAUACUGAAGCGAGUCGGUGAUGAAUUUUGCUCGUUGGUUCAGGAAGAGAAAGAGGCGAAGGUCCACGCUAGCUCAGGAGUUGAGAUCGCGUACAAACGUGCCGUGCUCGGGGUAAGGGAGAUGUGUGAUGCAUGUGCCACGACGAUCUUCAAUAUCCACUGGGUGUGUCAGAAGUGCGGAUUUGGAGUUUGUCUCGAUUGUUACGAGCUCCGUGUACAGGAGAGGAAAGAGAAAAUGGAGAAUGGGAUCGGCGGAUUCGAGUUCAAGUGGGUUAACUGCGCUCCCGGCAUUUGUCAUUUUCCCAAGAAUUUGACGAUAGCACAGAUCAUUCCAAGACAGGUAUUGUUAGACCUCGCCGAGAAUCUGCACAAGACCCGCAUAAAGUGGAAGAUCAGUGAUGGCUGCCCCUGUCACUACCAACCGGAGGACGAUGACCGCACCCAAGGGCUGUCCAAAGAAUCUGAUGGGCGUAAGAGUGGGGCGGUACCUUUCUCGGAGACUAUCCCUUCAGUCGGACACGCCCAAGUCGGGGAAGGACAGGAUGUUCCGAAUAAGGAACCUAUGACGGUGAAGGAACUGAUUAAAGAAAAGAUUAGGAGUCGCGAGACUAGUAGAACGAAGAGUGAAGGGCAAGAUAGUCCAAAACCUGCUGAGGCGCAAGAGAGACCCUCUAGCGACCAUCGAGUGGCUAGUAGUGGGAUCACCGCUACUGGUAAGAUCCCUGCGCCUUGUCCGGCGGCAAACCAUGUUUUUGCUGGGAAGGGACAGGUGAUGAAGCAGGAUGGAGGGACGAGCGAGGGACAGACCAGUGCACCUGAUUCAGUAAGCUUGGACGAGGACCAAAGAGACGCCAGCGGAGAAGCACUGAACACAUCCAGCGGUCUAAAGCUUCUCAUGAGCUACAACUCCUCUCCGGAUGACUCCCCGUCUGGUACCCCGGCGGCUACCACGACCAGCCUUGCAUCCUCCACCAGCAAAGCGGCAGGGAACGUAUUCGACUUUAAUUUAGACUUGCUGGCUCUUGUUGCUUGCAAGGAACAGAACAGAGAUAAUGAAGGUUUUUCAAGUGCAGGCGCUAAGCCGUAUGGGUCGGAGAGAGAGCCUGUUGCACCCAUCGUGAAGGAGGAGACUGGUGCUGCAGAAGGGAAUGUACCAGUUAGCGCAAUCACAUCUGUCCCGGGACAGACUGGUUGCACUGGUAACGGUGGUUGUACUGGCAUUGGUAGCGGUACUGCAAGUGUUGUGACGAGCAAAGCUGUUGAAAAUGUAGCGAGGCAGCAAGUCAUUCGUGUCAACAUGGGCUCUGACGGGAUGCUCUGUGUGACUCAGGGGACAAGGAAAUCAGGCUCGACUAACUCUGCGAAUUCUCAAACGACCACACCCGCAACAACCUUGCUACUACUACAGACCGUGAAUAACAGCAACAUGGCAACCGCCAUCCCUGUAAACGUGGUGUCUAGUAGAGAAACUGGGCUUAACACAGGGAACAAAAUACUGAACUCCAACAUGAAGUAUGCAGCUGAUGGGAAUACCGCCUCACUUAAAACAAAACCCAUUGCUAUCGCUCCCAAAACUACCAGUGACACAAAACAAAUCGGACAUACCACAAAAGUGUUUAACACGAUGUCAACGGGGACUCAAAGCGUCUUGAAGUCUUCCACGAUCAUGUCAAGUCCCCUCGCUAUCCCGAGUGUGACUUGCAUUUCACAGACAAGCAAACACCCUCCACUGACUUGCAAUCAAGCCCUUAGCACAGCGCCUUCCUCAACUCCGUCUUCUGUUGUAUGGACUUGCUCUGCUUCGACGUCAUCAAAAAUAGAAUCCAAUUCGGUCAACAUACCGUCCACUCUACCUGUAGGGCCAACCCCUAGAACCGAAAAGGCUGAGUCUGUGGGCUCGAGUAGCGGUGCAAUUGACCCCGUUGAGGCUCCUACAACGAUAGCGCCAUUAGUGCCUCGUGAGCCUCUUCCUGAAGUCGCGACAAGUGCCGAGUCCACGCGCACGGAGACGACACACAUGGACGAGACCAGCAGGAGCGCGUUUAGUGACGAGCCAGUCAUCACGGACGAGUACCCAGCACCCCACUCCUUCCUUUGUGACGGCCGUCUACUGAGGCUCCACGAGCCACAUCACCAUGGCAACGUCAAGUGUUUCGAGAAGCGGUGGAUUGAGGGCAAGCCGGUUUUAGUGAGUCACAUUGACAAGUUGCUGGACACAAACCUCUGGUCGCCAGAAUCAUUUGGCGAAGAAUUCGGAGACGAGCUUGCAGAUGUGGUGAAUUGUCGAAAUGGCGUUGUCAUUGAAAACUUUGAAGUUGGGGCAUUCUGGAAAGGAUUUGAGAGUAUUAAAGAUCGUGCUGUAGACUGCAAUAAUCAGCCCAUGCUUCUCAAACUCAAGGACUGGCCUCCCGGAGCUGAUUUUAGCGAAAAGUUACCUUCAAGAUUUAAAGACCUUAUGGAUCACAUCCCUCUACCAGACUACACAAGACGGGACGGCUCCCGUAACCUUGUAUCCAGACUCCCUGACUUCUUUGUCAAGCCUGACUUAGGACCAAAGAUGUACAACGCGUACGGCUCUGCAUCAUUUCCAAAGGAAGGCACCACGAAUUUGCACAUUGAUAUGUCAGAUGCGGUUAACGUGAUGGUGUAUGUAGGCGUGCCACGUGAUGAGGGCGCGGGCGAAAGGGAAAAGAGAGAUGCCAUUAAAGCAGUGGACAGUGCUUGUGACAAAAUCCAGCAGCAACGUGUCCGGCGCGACACUGCAAGGAUUGGAGCACUGUGGCAUAUCUACCAUGUUGAAGAUGCAGACAAGAUACGGGACCUUCUACACAAGGUGGCUAGAGAAAAGAAAAUGAAAUAUGCAGCACAUCAUGACCCUAUCCAUGACCAGUGUUUUUACCUGGAUCAUGAGAUCCGUGAGCGGCUCAAGAGAGAGUACAACGUGGAAGGGUAUGCCAUUUGCCAGUGCCUAGGUGAUGGAGUGUUUAUCCCUGCUGGUGCCCCACACCAGGUUCGCAACCUCUACAGCUGUGUAAAGAUUGCAGAAGACUUUGUAUCCCCAGAGCGUAUCGGGCAUUGCUUCAAGACUACUCAGGAGUUCCGUCACCUGUCUGACAAACACACCAAUCAUGAGGAUAAGCUUCAGGUCAAGAACAUCAUUUAUCAUGCAGUUAAAGAUGCAGUUUAUGUACUGGAGAAUUCAGUACAGGAUAUGAAGAAAGACAAGGAAGAGUCUACGAAAUCUUAAUGGAACCAGGUCCCUGCUGAUAAAUCAUAUGGCCAGAAUAUUCCAAGCUAUUUUCAAUCCUUUUGUACUAUAUGCUAGAAUUUACCAGAUAGUUGUCAUUUAUACUAGUAGGAGAAGCCCUGCUUUGAAAUUCUAGCAAACGCAUAGAGCAAUUUGUUACCUUCACUUCUAUGAUGUUAACAAUACUAUAAAAUUGUAAAUACUUUAUUGCAACCUCUGAUACAAGGGAUCAAACAUUCAAUUGUUUUCAUAAUAUUUGUGUUUAUUUUUGUAAGAGAUGUAAAUUUACAUUUUGUGUGAUAAUGUGCAGUUCUAGUUCACACCAUGUUUACAGAGUUAUUUCAAUUAAUCCAUGAAAGGGUAGAUUUCUAACCUUUUGGUAUGCAAUAAUAAGAGAAUUACUUUGUGAAUACGCCACUAGCUUAUGGAUUAACUAAAAUAGCUCUAAUUUUGAAGGAUAUUGCAUGACUUCAUACACAGUAAUUUUGUUAUUAUGGAUAAUUUAUUUAUAACCACAAUUCAAAAUCAACUGGAAAUGUGAAUAUGUAUUUACCAUGUACCUCAAGUUGAUAAAUAAUCAUAGGUGCUUUUAGUUCUUGUACAUUAACAAAAAAGAAAAUAUAUUUGUACCUUCUUUA
Molecule: messenger RNA, 9153 nt
Organism: Nematostella vectensis (starlet sea anemone)
Lineage: Eukaryota; Metazoa; Cnidaria; Anthozoa; Actiniaria; Edwardsiidae
Exons: 36
Coding region: 200-8515 (2771 amino acids)
Biological process (GO): regulation of transcription by RNA polymerase II
Cellular component (GO): histone deacetylase complex; chromatin
Molecular function (GO): histone H3K9 demethylase activity; transcription coregulator activity; chromatin DNA binding
Source: RefSeq, a predicted model, not a curated record